CACACACACACGAAACCGCAGCCAUCGUUUUGACAGCUACAUUGCAAAACUCUGUAGUUUUUAUUAAAAAUGCAGUGAAAAAACGUUAAAUAUUUCUAAAACAAUUGCACAAUGGCUACACAAAAGCCUGGAGAAUGGGCGACAGGUCUGCUAGCAAGAUUCGAAGAUCAGCUGCCAAAUAAAAUCGGAGCCUAUGGAACUCAGGCACGCAUGAGCCAGGACCAAUUGGUGGCAUGCCUCAUUCACAUCUCGCGAUACCGCUUCUCUCUGGUCAUUUCCGGUUUGACCAAGAUGUUGCAGCGCGUCAACGAGGCUGCACUGCAAAAUCGACAUGAACCGGAACGAUGUUACUUCGAAUCCUUGGUCAUAAUAUUGACCACUCUGGAACGUUGUCUGACCAAUCAAACCAAGGAUACGGCACGCUUCGAGGAGGCCAUGAAUGUAAAACUCUUGCUUCGCGAAAUAUCACAAUUUGUGGACGUGCAAAGCGACAACAAUCCAAAUGCAGCCCAAUUGAAAGCGCUUGCCUCGAAGGUGCUCUUUGCUCUGUCUCAGAAUCACUUCUCUGCUGUAUUUAAUCGAAUCUCGGCGCGCAUACAGGAGCUGACAUCAUGCUCAGAGGAGAAUCCCGACUAUAACGACAUUGAGUUAAUACAGCACAUUGAUAUGGACAUGAUCAAGCUAACCAAGUUGCUGCAAGAAACAAUAAAUAAAUUUCGAUCAAAGCGCGCGCCGCCACUUAUAUUACUUUAUUCACUGGAGAAGGCCAUAUGGAACUGGAUUGAAUAUCACCCACAGGAGUUUCAGGACUUGCAGCGUGGAACAAAUCGCGACAUAUCUACUUGCUGGGAACCCCUUCUGGACUUUGUUGAGUACUUCAAAACGGAAAACAAGAAAAACAAAACCUUAGUCUGGCCACUGCAAAUGUUGUUGCUCAUAUUGAAUCCCUCGAGCCUAGAGGCUACCGUUAACGAGCUGCAGCAGUCGGAGAAGGAGAAAGAAAAGGAGAAGGUGCCCUCAAAAUCCACACAAUCUACGUCACGCGACAAAGACAAAGACUUCUCGGCUAGACAAUUCAUUGAGAGUAUUAAACGUGGACUGGGUCCACAUUCUCCAUCAAAACAAGUGACGGAAUCGUCGGCCAUUGCUUGCGUUAAACUUUGCAAAGCGUCUACGUAUAUCAACAUCAAUGAUUCUAAUAAUGUGGUCUUCAAAUUGGUUCAGUAUUUCAUCAAUGAUCUCAAGGCGCUGCUCUUCAAUCCGGUGAAGCCAUUUUCGCGCGGACAAGGCUACAAUUAUGCCGACAUCGAGCUAAUGAUUGACUGCUGGGUAUCCUGUUUUCGCAUCAGUCCGCACAACAUUGAGGCCCUCAAGGUUUGCCUUAAUUUGUCGUCACCGCAGGCCUACCAUUUCGUAAUCGUAUGUUCGCUGCUGCGAUUGGCGCAUAUCUACGUAGACUUUCGGCUUCAAAACAAAAAUCCGUUCCGCAUUGUUAACCAGCCGCGUCUUCCUUGGUGGCCACAGACCGAUGUUGUUCAUUAUCGGUCCGCUGAGCUGCGUGCUCUGUUCACGGAUACGCUCAACAAGGCUACACAGGGCUAUAUAGCUCACACGCCACUCCGUUAUAUAACUUCACUUACGCUCAAGUCUAAGGACACACAGAAGGGUCUAGCCCGCGCCGAGGAAGGACCCGCUCACAAAAUGCUGUUGCUGCUGCUUGUACGGCUUAUACACGCUGAUCCCACUCUGCUAUUGAAUACACAAGGAAAAGUAGCACACGAAGUGCAAAGCUCUACACUGGAGCUUAUUAAUGGCUUAGUCAGUCUGGUGCAUCAAACGACUUUGCCCGAUGUGGCACAGGAGGCAAUGGAAGCGUUGUUAGCUUUGCAUGCGCCUGAAAAAAUAGAAGUUUGGAAUCCAGAGGCGCCAAUCAAUACAUUCUGGGACGUCAGUUCGCAGGUGCUGUUCUCUAUUUCGCAGAAGCUCAUUCAGCAUCAGAUAGCCAACUAUACGGAUGUGCUGAAGUGGCUGCGUGAAAUACUCAUUUGCAGGAAUACAUUCCUGCAGCGACACAAGGAUUAUGCACAUGUUGGCAGCCAAAUUGCCAUAUGCAAACAGGCGCACAUUAAAAUGGAGGUGGUCUUCUUUAUGUACCUAUGGAGUGUCGACUUGGAUGCGGUGCUGACAUCACUCUCGUGCUUUGGCCUGCUCUGUGAGGAGGCUGAGAUCUGUUGCAGCUCCGAUGAACUAACCGUGGGCUUUAUCAUGCCCAAUUAUCACAUCUAUCAGGAACUGGCCCAGCUCUCCUCAUCCGCAACGGACACACGAAUCUGCUUCUUUGAGAACAGUCAUGGUAAUGUGCUCAGUCGCCAAAUUUUACAGAAGCGUAUUAUGACACUGUUGCGUAAGAUAGAACACUGUGUUCACGGAGUCCAGCCAGCCUGGGAGGAAACUUUUCGCAAUUGGGAGGUGUCUAGUAAGGUACUACAGACAUAUCCCAAGCUAAAAUCCGAAGAUGCUCAGGCGGAAAUGUUUCAUCGUGGCAUGGGCAAGCGACGAGCCAGCCAUCAAAGCUCUGAACAUGAUCUAGAAGAACAAAUCAACGAGUGGGCCAAUAUGACCUGGUUUCUUUUAGCACUAGGCGGUGUUUGCCUACAAAAACGAAACAGCAGUCGUCAGAUUUUAUUGCAACAAUCCCAAAACAACUCAUCAGUGGCUUCAUUGGCACAGGCUUCGCUCUACUCCAGCUCAACCAGCUCUGGACAUGGCUCACUGCAUCCCAGCACAGUGUCCUUGUCCACCAUACCACCAGCACCUCCACAAGAUGUCAGCUACUGUCCAGUUACACAAUUCAUUGGCCAGCUGCUAAGGCUAUUAGUCUGCAGCAAUGAGAAGAUCGGCCUCAAUAUACAGAGGAACGUCAAGGAGUUGGUAGGAGAGGAAAUGUCGACACAACUGUAUCCCAUACUCUUUGAUCAGAUCAGGGCCAUAGUGGAAAAGUUCUUUGAUCAACAGGGUCAGGUCAAUGUGAAUGUUACGGAUAUCAACACACAGUUCAUCGAGCACACUAUCUACAUAAUGAAAUCCAUACUGGAUCCUAAGGCAAAUAAGGAUCCUAACAAUGAUCAGCCAUCGCCAUCGGAACAUUUGGGCGUAACAAGUAUUGAGGGCAUGAUGUUGGGCAUUGUCCGCUACGUGCGUCAUUUGGACAUGAAUGUAUACGCUAUCAGAAUCAAGACGAAACUGUGUCAACUAGUGGAGGUAAUGAUGAAGCGACGGGAUGAUUUGGCUUUCCGCCAAGAGAUGAAAUUUCGUAACAAGCUUGUUGAAUAUUUAACGGACUGGGUGAUGGGCACUUCGCAUCAAAUAGCACCACCGAGCUCAGCAGAUGCUUCCAUAUUGACCAACACUUCACUGAUCUUUCGCGAUCUCGAUCAAGCUUGCAUGGAGGCUGUGGCUGCUCUACUGCGUGGACUACCACUGCAACCUGAAGAGUCAGAUCGCGGCGACCUCAUGGACGCCAAGAGCGCAUUGUUUUUGAAAUAUUUUACGCUCUUUAUGAAUCUUCUCAGCGAUUGUAUUGAUAGCUCCGAAGCGGAAAAAGAACUCAACAACACACCACUGAUGCCACCACGACCACGCAUGGCAGCCGGCAAGCUCACAGCUCUUAGAAAUGCAACCAUACAGGCCAUGUCCAAUCUGCUCGGCGCCAACAUUGAUUCUGGCUUAAUGCACUCGAUUGACCUGGGCUAUAAUCCGGAUUUACAGACACGUGCCGCUUUCAUGGAAGUUCUCACUCAAAUUCUACAGCAGGGGACAGAGUUUGACACGUUGGCUGAGACGGUUCUGGCCGAUCGCUUCGAGCAGCUUGUCCAGCUAGUUACGAUGAUCAGUGACAAGGGUGAAUUGCCCAUUGCCAUGGCACUAGCUAAUGUGGUGACCACUGCGCAAAUGGAUGAACUGGCUCGCGUUCUCGUCACGCUUUUUGAUGCUAAACAUUUGCUUUCCCCUCUCCUGUGGAACAUGUUUUAUCGCGAAGUAGAAGUCUCGGACUGCAUGCAAACGCUCUUUCGUGGUAACUCGCUUGGUAGCAAGAUAAUGGCAUUUUGUUUCAAGAUCUAUGGGGCCAGUUAUCUACAAAUGCUGCUGGAGCCGCUCAUUCGGCCACUACUCGACGAUGAGGAGGAGACUUGCUUUGAGGUGGAUCCAGCAAGGCUAGAGCCCACCGAAGACAUUGAAGAGCAUCGCAACAAUUUGAUCGCCUUAACGCAAAAAGUAUUUGAUGCCAUUAUCAAUUCCUCGGACCGUUUUCCGCCGCAGUUGCGUUCCAUGUGCCAUUGCUUAUAUCAGGUGCUCAGCAAACGCUUCCCAAAUCUUCUACAGAACAACAUUGGUGCCGUGGGUACGGUCAUCUUUCUCCGCUUUAUCAAUCCGGCCAUAGUCUCUCCGCAAGAACUGGGAAUCGUGGGCAAACAGGUGCCCAGUUCCGCCAAGCGUGGUCUGAUGCUUAUGUCAAAAAUAUUGCAGAAUAUUGCCAAUCACGUGGAAUUCUCCAAGGAGCAGCAUAUGCUCUGCUUCAAUGACUUUCUGCGUGAUCACUUCGAGGCUGGGCGACGCUUCUUUAUUCAAAUUGCAUCCGAUUGCGAGACCGUGGAUCAAACAUCGCACAGCAUGAGCUUUAUCUCGGAUGCGAAUGUGCUGGCUCUUCAUCGAUUGCUAUGGACGCAUCAAGAGAAGAUUGGUGACUAUUUGUCAAGCAGUCGCGAUCACAAAGCCGUUGGUCGAAGACCCUUUGAUAAGAUGGCCACACUGUUGGCCUAUUUGGGUCCACCGGAGCACAAACCAGUCGACUCACACAUGAUGUUCAGUUCGUAUGCACGGUGGAGCUCAAUUGAUAUGUCUUCUACAAAUUUCGAAGAAAUUAUGGUCAAGCAUCAAAUGCACGAAAAGGAAGAGUUUAAAACGCUCAAAUCCAUGAAUAUUUUCUAUCAAGCAGGCACCAGUAAGUCAGGAUAUCCAGUGUUCUACUACAUAGCCAGGCGUUACAAGAUUGGCGAAACCAAUGGCGAUCUGUUGAUUUACCACGUUAUACUCACGUUGAAGCCCUUCUGUCACUCGCCCUUCGAAGUAGUCAUCGACUUUACACACACCUGCUCCGAUAAUCGCUUUCGAACGGAGUUUCUGCAAAAGUGGUUUUAUGUACUACCCACCGUGGCCUAUGACAAUGUGCAUGCAGUUUACAUUUACAACUGCAAUUCAUGGGUUCGCGAAUACACAAAGUUUCACGAUCGCAUCCUGGCACCGCUUAAGGGCAACCGUAAGUUGAUGUUUCUCGAGUCGCCAAACAAGCUAAGCGAUUUCAUUGAUGCCGAGCAGCAGAAGCUGCCGGGCGCCACGCUCUCACUGGAUGAGGAUCUUAAGGUGUUUAGCAAUGCUUUAAAACUAAGUCACAAAGACACCAAAGUGGCCAUCAAAGUGGGUCCCACAGCGCUGCAGAUUACAUCCGCCGAGAAGACCAAAGUAUUGGCACAUUCCGUACUGCUCAACGAUGUUUACUACGCCUCGGAAAUUGAGGAGGUUUGUCUGGUUGAUGACAACCAGUUCACCCUAUCCAUAACCAACGAGAGCGGACAGUUAAGCUUUAUUCACAACGACUGUGACAACAUUGUGCAGGCCAUAAUACACAUACGAAAUCGCUGGGAGCUUAGCCAGCCGGAUUCGGUUACAGUGCAUCAGAAGAUACGACCUAAGGAUGUGCCAGGCACUCUUCUCAACAUGGCACUGCUUAAUCUGGGCUCAUGUGAUCCCAAUUUACGUACGGCUGCCUACAAUUUGCUAUGCGCUUUAACUGCUACAUUUGACCUUAAGAUAGAGGGACAGUUGCUGGAGACGCAAGGUCUUUGCAUACCCUCUAACAACACCAUUUUCAUCAAGUCCGUCAGCGAGAAGCUUGCUACCAAUGAACCGCAUCUGACGCUUGAGUUUCUCGAGGAGUCCAUUCAAGGCUUCCAGCGCAGCACCAUUGAACUGAAGCAUUUGUGCUUGGAAUACAUGACGCCCUGGUUAAAGAAUCUAACCAAGUUCUGCAAAUCAAAUGACGAUGCGAAAAAACUGAAGGUCUCACAGAUUCUGGACAAGCUCAUUUGUCUGACUAUCGAUCAGAAGGAAAUGUAUCCCUCAGUACAGGCUAAAAUAUGGGGCUCAAUUGGUCAAAUUCCCGAGCUCAUUGACAUGGUGUUGGAUAACUUUCUCCACAAGUCGAUUACCUAUGGUCUGGGUUCGCCGCAGGUGGAGAUUAUGGCCGAUACGGCUGUGGCACUGGCUUCAGCCAAUGUCCAAUUGGUUUCGAAGAAGGUUAUUACACGUAUGUGUCGCGUCAUGGACAAGUCAUGCACCAAUCCCACACAAUACUUGGAGCAACACAUGAUGUGGGAUGAUAUUGCCAUACUCGGACGCUAUCUGCUUAUGUUAUCCUUCAAUAACUGCUUAGAUGUAGCCACAUCGGUACCUUAUCUCUUCCACACCAUCACAUUUCUGGUCUGCUCCGGCUCGCUCUCUAUGCGCGCCUCAACCCAUGGUCUGGUCAUCAAUAUUAUACACUCACUGUGCACCUGUACGAAUCCCUCGUUUGGGGAGGAAGCUCAGCGAGUCCUGCGCCUUUCACUCGACGAAUUCUCGCUGCCCAAAUUCUAUUUACUUUUUGGCAUCAGCAAGGUCAAGUCGGCGGCUGUGACGGCCUUCCGCUCUAGCUGUCGCCACCCGACAGACAAGUGGCUGGGCAAUGAGCGGGUCACUCAGCCAUUGCCAGCGGAUCGUGAACGCCUCUCACUUCCCUCGUUGGAGGUAAUCACAGACGCACUUCUUGAAAUAAUGGAGGCAUGUAUGCGCGAUGUGCCCGACUGCGAGUGGUUGCACACUUGGACUUCGCUGGCGCGCAGUUUUGCCUUCUGUUACAAUCCAGCCCUACAGCCUCGAGCUCUGAUCGUAUAUGGAUGCAUCAGCAAGAGUGUGACAGAUCACGAGGUUAAGCAGCUACUGCGUAUACUGGUUAAGGCACUGGAGUCCUUUAACGAUCUAAUUUUAAUUGAGGCUUUGGUCAUGUGCCUAACACGCAUUCAACCACUUCUGCGCCCAGAGUCUCCUAUACACCGAGCACUCUUCUGGGUGGCCAUCUCGGUGCUGCAGCUGGAUGAGAUUACACUCUACGGGGCUGGCCUGGCAUUGCUUGAGCAGAAUCUGCAUACGCUCAAGUCACAGGGUUGCUUUGACAAGAAGGAAACCAUAGCGGAGGUCAUGAUGAAGACUCGCGAGAAGCUCGAGUGGCACUUUAAGCAGCUAGAUCAUGCUGUGGGCCUGUCUUUUCGUAGCAAUUUUCACUUUGCUCUGGUGGGACAUCUUAUUAAGGGUUUCCGUCAUCCCACACCUACUACGGUGUCACGUACGUCCCGUGUACUUACCAUGCUGCUCGGUAUUAUUGCCAAGCCGCUGCAUCGUGACAAAUUUGAGGUGACGCCAGACAGUGUGGCCUAUCUAACAGCUCUCGUGGCAGUUUCCGAGGAGGUUCGCUCCCGCUGUCAUGUUAAGCAUGCGCUUCCCCGCUGGCCUGCAGAUCUCAGCAACAGUAGCAUGGACAACGGCGAGCUCCCCAAUGGCGUACAGACUAUUGGCCAACCGUUGUCGCGGCGUCAGAAGAGUUGGGACAUUCUGGAUCAAUCAGCUCUGCAGUUUGCGCGUCAUCAUAAAGUACCUACACUUCAGAAUGCGCGAGUUUUGUUCAAAACUCAACGCUCAUUUUCGGUACCAACCACCAAGGAUCCGAAUAAUGCUAGCGGCAUCGAAGAACGUCAGGAGCGCGGUUCACGUUCUUCGGUGUCAAAUGAAUCUAAUGUUUUGCUUGAUCCUGAGGUUCUGCCAGAUUUGUCAAUACAGGCACUGGUUCUAACUGUACUGGCGACCCUUGUCAAAUACUCAUCUGAUGAGGGCGAAACGCGCGUGCUUUAUCAGUAUUUGGCCGAGGGAUCCGUCGUAUUUCCCAAGGUCUUUCCAGUCAUUCAUUCAUUGUUGGAUCAAAAGAUCAAUAAUAUACUGUCAGUAUCACAUGACCAAGUUGUACUGAAUUCAGUGCAGAGUAUUAUUCAGAACAUGCUGGCAAGCGAGGAUCCAUCGCAGCAACAACUACAUUUCCUGCAAAGCUGCGGAUUUGGUGGACUUUGGCGAUUUGCUGGACCCUUCACCAAGUACAAUAUGAUGGGUGAAUCGUCGGAGCUGUUUGUCAACUGCUUGGAGGCCAUGGUGGAAACAUGUUUGCCUGGCGAUGAAUCAGCUCCAGUCCCACCCUCACCGCGUCCCUAUAAUUUAAGCUCCAGCUUAAGCAGCCUAACGCUUGGCUCACCCACUGAUAAAGCUGCAUGAAUAACAACAACAAACCCACGCACUAGACGUACCACACGAAUCGCAAAAGUUAUGCGUUUUUUUAAUCUGUUUAAAAAAUGUUUCUGAAACAAAAACCAAAACCACAAAAUGUACAAAACGAUUAAUGUAAAGAAAACAAUGCAUAUGUAUGAUUAUAUGAAUAUGUAUAUAAAGCAGAGCGCAACAGCUGGUUAAAUGCAAGAAACCCCACGAAAAUUACAAAUAGGAAAAGAUAAUAUAUAUAUACAUACAUACUAUAUUUUAUCAGAGAUACGACAAACAGGAAAACAAUUUUAAAACAAUUAUCGAUUCGAUGGAGUUUUUAUUAAUACGAGUGUAUAUUUAUGUAGUUUUAAUAAUAAGCACGUAAACCUACUCACACCAGUUCCUGAGAUGACCACGGCCAAGACUGGGCGUAACGGCACCAUUUGUUCCAGAGUUGAUUAUACGAUAACGACAAAAACAACAACAACCAGAAGCUUUAAUUCAUUUGUAUUAAAUGAGAAUCUCCCGCUCCAACAAACAAAUUUGUAAAUAAUGGCAUUUAUUUUUUUUUUUUAUUUGUAAGCUCAUCUACCAUACAAACGUUUACCUAAUUUAUUUCAUGGACAUUCUUAUAUUAUUACAAUUUUUUUUCUUAUUAAUACAAUUGUCAAACACCAAAACCACUUUACAAUUAAGCAACAAAACGAAGUCCGCUUUAAAUGCAAAUUAGCUUUAAUUGAAAAAAAAUUUAAAAAUCGCAAAUCGAAAUAGUUUAAGCGAAUCGAACGUUAUAAUUACAUUUGUACAUCUUAUUGAACUGUUUAGUAAAAUGAUAAAGCGCAACAAUUAUGUCCGUUAUCUUCCUUUCCUUAUAAGUCAAACUAGCACAAAAAUUUACUUAAUUAAUAACGAACGCAACUAAUAAAUUUUAAAUCAAACGAGUCUUUAAUGAAAACUACUUAAUAUUCGAAUAUGUAUGUAUAACAAAAGAAUUUGAGAAUUGUUACUUUCGCAUAUAAGUAUGUAUUUGUGCUUUAUAUGUAUGUGUUACUAUAUGUGUAUGUAGUUCAAAUCGAAAUUUAUGUGUUUUAUUUUACAAAACUACGGAACAAAAACUUUUGCACACAUAUGCAUCUAACCAAUGAUAUUUAUGAAAUCAAUGUUCAUGUUUCAAAUCUCUAGUAUCAAUGUACAACUUACUAUGUCAAGCUAAUUAAUUUACUCUCAAUAAAAUGUUAAAACAAAUA
Molecule: messenger RNA, 9644 nt
Organism: Drosophila innubila
Lineage: Eukaryota; Metazoa; Arthropoda; Insecta; Diptera; Drosophilidae
Gene: Nf1
Product: neurofibromin
Exons: 18
Coding region: 112-8412 (2766 amino acids)
Biological process (GO): regulation of GTPase activity
Source: RefSeq, a predicted model, not a curated record